Molecule: messenger RNA, 1787 nt
Organism: Agrilus planipennis (emerald ash borer)
Lineage: Eukaryota; Metazoa; Arthropoda; Insecta; Coleoptera; Buprestidae
Product: nuclear pore complex protein Nup85-like
Exons: 8
Coding region: 117-1787 (556 amino acids)
Biological process (GO): protein import into nucleus; mRNA export from nucleus; positive regulation of DNA-templated transcription
Cellular component (GO): nuclear pore outer ring
Molecular function (GO): structural constituent of nuclear pore
Source: RefSeq, a predicted model, not a curated record
UUUUAAACUUAUCUAUGGUUUUGAAAAAGGUUAGGUUAUGUUUUGUGGAAACGCCAAAAUUUAAUUUCAGAAUGCAAAUUUUAUCUUUUUAAGAGAAAUAUUUUGAAUUUUGUGGAAUGGAAUCGACAGUACGAACAUUUGCUAUCCCUAACGAGUUGUGUAGAAGAGCCGGUAUUGCAGCUACAUGGCAUUCAAUAAAUAAUUUAGGUAUAUUUCCUUCUCAAAGUGUAAAUCCUAGUAUCCCAGACAGACCAAGCCCAUAUGGACCUAGUGAAGCCUCGGUAUUUAAUGUUCGUCAAGACAUAUUACUAUUUGAGCCUAUUCUAAGGAAACUUGUGAACGAAUCCAAUGGAAUUUUCUUAAAUUUACAAAUUCUUACAUCUGGUAAUGUUGCGAACUUAAAACAGGAACUAUUAAAAGUCAGUCAUCAGUAUAGGUCAGUAAUACGUGCAUGCUUGGAAAAUUUACAAGAUGAAGUAGCAAGGGUUGAUGAACAUACAAGUGAAAAUAUGAAAAAUUAUAUUACUAUAUUCUACUCUAUUGAAUGUAUAUGGCAUCUUUGUGAAAUCUUAUUUAUAGAAAAUAUACCUGGUAGUAUAGUUCUCCCACACCUUUUGGAAUGGGUCAGGUUUCAUUUUCCUAAAUAUGAAAGGCAAGCAACUAUUUAUUUAAACUCUGAUAUUGAUAAUAUUGAAUUGGAUCCUGAUUAUUGGAAAACAGUAAUUGGUUGUCUUCUUCAAGGGCGAGUGGAAGUUGUUAGGGCUCUUUUGACACUGCAUUCAUCAGCAAACAGUCCAGUGUUUAAACUGUUUGACCAAACAUUAAAGUCGAUGCCCAUUUACAAUGUUUAUAGUGGUACUUCUGUGACAGAGUUUAAUUUACGAUGGAAGCAUUGGUUGGUAGACACACAGUCGAAGAUAGAUGCUAAAUCAUUUGUCUCAGAAAGUCAUUUAAACCUUAUGAUGAAGCUUGCAGUUGGUGAAGAACUGGCUUGGAAUCAGGUACAAGCUCAGUGUGAGGCUUGGUACGAAUUAUUAGCCUCCUGGCUGUUUUUUACUGAGCCAACUGUUAAAACUUUUGAGCUAGGUCAGUUUGCUAGACGAUGCAUUGGUCGUAUGGGCGUUAGAGAUCACCUAAGACAUCUAGACCAAAUUCUUUUGGCAGCAUUAGAAGCUGAUAUAUUUCAGGUGAUAAAAGAAAUUCAGCACAUGUCUGAAAAUGGGUGGUUUGUGAGCCAUUUAACUGACUUGUUAUUUCAUGCAGGAGUUUUGGAUACUUUAGAUGGGACCAAUGAGGACUUGGUGGCUGGACGACUUCGCGAGUCUUUCUUAAUUGAUUAUGGGGUUCUAAUGAGUAGCCACCAUUCCUUGUGGCAAUUGGGCUUAAGUUAUUUGGAUCAUUGUCCCUCAGAUGGUCUACAUGUUAUUCAAUUACUGCUGCAAAAGUUGCCUUUAGGAACUGAAGUUCGAGUGCAAAAGAUUGUUCGAGAGGCACUUAAAAGAGACCUCCAUCCUGUGGGUAUGUUAAAGAAAACAAUUAAAUUUAAAGGAAUUGUUUGUAAAUAUGUAUGCAACACAUCGUACAAAUAUGAAACUUCGGUACCUGUUGAAAAAGUUUAUGAGGAAGCAGUUGAAAUGUUACAAAAAGAGCGACAGAAGAAGUCGCAAUUGUCGGAAGAAGAAGGGGAAGCUAUCAGUCUAACAAAAUCCUUCAAGGAUGCUCAAGAACAAAGAAAUAGUCAAGAACCAAUGUUAAAUAUUAAAGUAAAUGAAUUGUUUAAGGAAUAA